Molecule: messenger RNA, 2920 nt
Organism: Hemicordylus capensis (graceful crag lizard)
Lineage: Eukaryota; Metazoa; Chordata; Lepidosauria; Squamata; Cordylidae
Product: protein eva-1 homolog C-like
Exons: 8
Coding region: 45-1310 (421 amino acids)
Molecular function (GO): carbohydrate binding
Source: RefSeq, a predicted model, not a curated record
GACCCAGACAACUGCUGGAAAAUCAGGACUGAGCGUACAAUGCAAUGCCUGGAUCUCACUGGACGAGUUAUUUUUUGGUCUUUGGAACGGUGUUCUUCUGCUUCUCAGCAUUCCUGAGGGCAGCUCCGGAGUUUUCAGGUUACUUGCAGAAGGUUUUGAAGAACCAUACUGCCCAUGCCUGCGACGGGGAGCAGUUAACGGUCAUUUGCCCGCAUAAGACCAGCAUCAGCAUCCUUUCGGCGUUCUAUGGCCGCCGAGUGCCCAGUCAAAACCUUUGCCCAUCCUCGGGAGACCUCAUGCUGGAGGACACGGAUUGUGUGUCUGCUACAGCCCGCCAGAAAAUGAUGGAUGAGUGUCAGGACCAGCGGUGGUGUCAUUUCUCUGUCCACAGCCAUGUGUUUGGGCCAGACCCAUGUCCUGGGACACACAAGUACUUGGUGGUGUCCUACAAAUGCAGACCAGCCAACCAUCGCCUGAAGACGGUGUGUGAAAAUGAGAAGCUAAGAAUGCAGUGCCGGAACAAGUCUGUCCUGGCCAUCUACUCUGCCAUCUAUGGGAGACCUUUGUGGGGGAAGCCAGAGUGUGAUUCUGUGAAUCGGACAGGACCUGACAUAGAGUGUUUGGCUCCUGAUGCUCUAAGGAGAGUUUCCCGGAGAUGUCACAGGAAGAGAAACUGCACCAUUGUUGCCGACAGCACCACCUUUGGUGACCCCUGCUUCCCCGGAGUCAGGAAACAGCUGCGCGUCUCUUAUACUUGUGUGCCAAGGCAGCUGCUGGAGGAAGUGAGCCGCGAAUCCCAGGAAGACCCCUUCUCGAUUACAGACUACACACAUGGUGGCUGGUACACUGGGCCGCGGCUGUCCAGGCUCCAAGAGCAUCUGAUGAUAUUUACUAGCUCUCUGGAAACCUUUGCCCACAUUUGGGGUGUUCCUGAGAAAGUGGGCUUCUAUUUCCUGUGUGGUGUUUCAGGGGGCUUGAUGUUUCUGCUCCUCCUCUUUGCCCCCAAAGUAGCCUUCCUGCAGGACUUGAAGGCAGCCUUCAAAGCCACCGAGUUGAGCAACAGCUUAGAACUGGAGACAGCCAAGUUGCACGUCAAACCGGACGAAGAUAACCAUGACGACAGCUCUUCGGAGUCCUCCUUCUGCCACCUCACCCGCACCUACCAUAACUCCAACAACAUAUUUGGGCCCGAGCUGACUGCAGCCCUGGAAGGAGCAGCUGACCAGAGAGGCCAUGAGGGAGACGAGAUCUGGAUCCCUAAAGAAUCCAGUCCAUAUGCCAUCCACAAAAUUAAGUCUGCCACCAAGUGAGCAGGAGGGAGCAGCCGUGGUAGCAGUUGGGGUCAGAAAGUGUUCUUAUCUACUGGAAGAUGUGUGAGGAUGUGAGGAGACCUCCACCCCAAUUUUGUGACAGGGGCAACUAUGUAAAAUAAGUAAGUCAAUUAAGGGCAGGGGUAUAUGAAGAACUGCAGCAGCCAGGAUGUGGUCUUCCAUCUGCAAUGCAACAGCAACAUGACAUUUUUACAAGCAAUGCUAGGACGAAUGCUUGCAGUACCUCUUGCACUAGAAACAGAGCAAAAGCAUCACUGAGCAUAUACAUCUGAAAUCCAGAUGUUCUUUCAUGUUCUAGAGCCAGGGUUCCCAACUCUGGGCCCCCUGAUUUUGUUAGACUACAAAUUCCAUCAUUCCUGGUGACAGCGGCCUUGGACUUGUCUUAACCCUAGUCCCUCAGCCAGGUGCACACAUUUUAGCCAUUUGUCUCAGGGGACAAAUGUUCUUGGCAAUUUUUGGCAACAUCUACCCCCCUAGAGAUGGGGAAAUAGGUGAUAGCAUUGUUGCACUUAUAGCUUCCCCUGUGUUAUCACUCUUUCUUUCUCUGUACCCCCAAGCAAUUUGGGUAAAAUUGCACUCAUUUUUGCACUGGGGAGGGUUAGGGUCAGAGUAACAAUGAAGCAGUGGUUGUACUCACUACAGAGCACGGAGUAACUUACAGAGCACGGAGUAACUUUUGGAGGACAUUUCUGCCAAUUUUCAUUCCCAUUCCUCUGACAUCAAGAACAUUUGUGUUCUUAAAACUUGUUAAAGUUUUUAAAAUUUGGCCUCUGCAGGCCCAAAUUGGUCAGGACAAUAUAAGCAUGAUAAGGCACUGAAAGCUAAAAGUAUUGCAGUGCUCAUGCCUUUUUCCAUCUUUAGAGGUAUAGAUCUUGUCAAAAAUCACAAAAAGCUUUUGUCCCCACAGAUGGUAUAGAGUAUAGCCCACCCCAGCUGGUUCCUAUACUAUCCAGAGGUUCCCAGUCUUUGACUUGCUUUAAUUCAGAGGUUCUCAACCUUGGGUCCCCUGAUGAUGUUGCAGGCCUGCAAUUCCCAUCAUCCCCAGCCACACUGGCUGAUAGAAAUUGUAGUCCAGCAUCUGGGGAUCAAAGGCUGGGAAUCCCUGCCUUAAUCCAUCCUGUGCACACUCAGAGGCGUAUCUAGGGAAAAUAGCGCCUAGGGCAGGGAUGGGGAACCUUGGCACUCCAGCUGUUUUUGAACUACAACUCCCACCAUGGGAGUUGUAGUUCAAAAACAGCUGGAGUGCCAAGGUUCCCCAUCCCUGGCCUAGGGCAAACACUGAAAUUGCGCCCCCUGUCCAAGCAUCUGACACCCAUCUUUCAGAUAACUUUACCAUAAUAUCAUCUCAAAAAUACAAGUCAGGCUCGUUAAUCUUUUAAUAUUUCAAAAACUAUUUUAGCAGUGGACUUAGCCAGACCAAAAAAUGCUGGAAAACUACAAAUUUCAGUAUGCUGGGGCUCAUGAAAUACCCAAAUACUAUGUGGAGGUGUACUUGGAAAACUAAACAGAAGUGCCUGUCUAAUUCUCUACUAUGCAUUGUAGCAUCACCAUUACAUAAGUUUUAAAAAUAAAUGGAGAAUUUGACUUUU